AUGCAGAACACUUACACCCCCAAGCCACACCGAUUCGUGUGCAUUGCACGAGCAACGUGCUACGAUUGUCAAACUGCGUCAGCACGAGCAUGGACUGAGGAGGCCGAGCGAAGCAGCACCAACUCUACUCCGCUCAGCCUGAUAAUGGAAGACAAAGAGGCUUUGAUGCCGGUCCCCAUCCCUCACUCGGAGGCAGGAAAACAUCUGCGCUUCAACAAGUGCCACCCUCAUGCAUCGUGGACAAAUGAGGAGCAAAGCCUUGCAGCACUGGAAGCGAUGGAGGGUUCUACAGUGUGCCAGAAUUGUGUGGACCCAACUUUUGAGGAAGUGAAACCUCUGGUGCCUUCUCGGGCACCGAGUGUGAGGGUGGAGAACAAUGGGUUAGUGAAUGGGUCGGUUGUUGAGCUGGAGUUGGGCGGACCGUCCGACUGUCCUAUUAGUGUUCAGUUGUUAUAUCGCCUUCGGAGAGGAUGCGAGUCUCCGAGCCACACCUUGCACCACGAAGCCAUCCCGCCCACUAAAUUGCUUCGCCUCGGUGUGAGCACAUGUAGGACUGAGGAGAAAUCCGAUCGGCCGGCUUGCCUCUCCACCACGCACACUGUCACCUCCGCCAUGGAUCCCGACGCACCGUCACCACCCUUCACCGAGAUUGCCUCCUACGUGUGCGAUACAUGCGGCUCGGCAUUCAAGAACGACAUCCUCCUCCGAGCGCAUUUGGUUCAUGAGCAUCAAAGUAGGCGAUUGUUACGUUGA
Molecule: messenger RNA, 753 nt
Organism: Hydatigera taeniaeformis
Lineage: Eukaryota; Metazoa; Platyhelminthes; Cestoda; Cyclophyllidea; Taeniidae
Source: the annotation of a GenBank genome assembly